AUGUGCAAUAAUCUGAAGUCGGCAUUUGUUGGAGACGAACUGCCAGCGUUGCAAAGAGAAGUUCAAGUGCUCGGGACUCUAUCAAGAGCAUCUGGAUCAUUGCUUACAAACUCCGUUCAGGUCGAGGCUGCGAAGAAGGAGGAGGUCUGCUUGAAACACUGCGCGCAUUGCUCAGCCAGUUUCCGCCGUUUCAGAGAUUUGAAGGAGCACCUUUUGAGCGCCCACGAUUUGAUCGGGUUCAAAUUCGGGUGUGCGACGUGCGGCAACAAGUUUUUGUACAAACAGCAUCUGCUGGAACACGUGCGAGUGGCGCACAUGGAGCAGUGCGACGUCGAGGCUGCGAAGAAGGAGGAGGUCUGCUUGAAACACUGCGCGCAUUGCUCAGCCAGUUUCCGCCGUUUCAGAGAUUUGAAGGCGCACCUUUUGAGCGCCCACGAUUUGAUCGGCUUCAAAUUCGGGUGUGCGACGUGCGGCAACAAGUUUUUGUACAAACAGCAUCUCGUGGAACACGUGCGAGUGGCGCACAUGGAGCAGUGCGACGUCGAGGCUGCGAAGAAGGAGGAGGUCUGCUUGAAACACUGCGCGCAUUGCUCAGCCAGUUUCCGCCGUUUCAGAGAUUUGAAGGAGCACCUUUUGAGCGCCCACGAUUUGAUCGGGUUCAAAUUCGGGUGUGCGACGUGCGGCAACAAGUUUUGGUACAAACAGCAUCUCGUGGAACACGUGCGAGUGGCGCACAUGGAGCAGUGCGACGUUUGCCAAAAAUGGUUCUCUCGAAAUUGCAGAGAUUUGCACAUGAAGUACAACCAUCCCAACUUAUCCAACAGGCGUGUAACUCGAUCCAUGAUCAUCGGAGUUCAAAUAAACAAAUGA
Molecule: messenger RNA, 870 nt
Organism: Cloeon dipterum
Lineage: Eukaryota; Metazoa; Arthropoda; Insecta; Ephemeroptera; Baetidae
Product: zinc finger protein 425-like
Exons: 5
Coding region: 1-870 (289 amino acids)
Source: RefSeq, a predicted model, not a curated record